This is a messenger RNA of Chanos chanos (milkfish), 1212 nucleotides long. It is a transcript of the gene lhx9, whose product is annotated as LIM homeobox 9. The transcript is spliced from 6 exons. Gene Ontology annotation, biological process: regulation of transcription by RNA polymerase II; neuron differentiation. Lineage: Eukaryota; Metazoa; Chordata; Actinopteri; Gonorynchiformes; Chanidae. Gene Ontology annotation, molecular function: DNA-binding transcription factor activity, RNA polymerase II-specific; RNA polymerase II transcription regulatory region sequence-specific DNA binding. Gene Ontology annotation, cellular component: nucleus. The record is from RefSeq and is a predicted model, not a curated record. Bases 1 to 1197 code for a protein of 398 amino acids.
AUGGAAGUUGUGGGGUGCAAGGCAAAAGAAAACAGUUGCACAUUGCGGCCAGCAGCCAUGCUUUUCCACGGCAUCUCCGGAGAUCAUAUUCAAGGAAUCAUGGAGGAGAUGGAGAGGAGAUCUAAGACGGAGUCUCGCCUUGCAAAAAGUGUUCAGAUGAACGGAAGAGAAACGACAAUGCCCUCCAUGAGCCCAGAAAAGCCUGCCUUGUGCGCGGGUUGUGGCGGAAAAAUCUCUGACAGAUACUACUUGCUCGCCGUUGACAAACAAUGGCACUUAAGGUGCCUCAAGUGUUGUGAAUGUAAACUGGCCUUGGAGUCGGAGCUAACAUGUUUCGCCAAGGAUGGCAGCAUUUACUGCAAAGAGGAUUACUACAGAAGGUUCUCCGUGCAGAGAUGUGCCCGCUGCCACCUUGGGAUCUCGGCCUCGGAAAUGGUGAUGCGCGCCAGGGACUCGGUGUACCAUUUGAGCUGCUUCACAUGCACCACGUGCAACAAGACCUUGACCACGGGUGACCAUUUCGGCAUGAAAGAUAACUUGGUUUACUGCAGGGUUCACUUCGAGACCCUCAUCCAGGGAGAAUACCACCCUCAAUUAAACUACGCUGAAUUAGCAGCAAAAGGUGGAGGCCUGGCUUUGCCUUACUUCAAUGGUACUGGCACCGUGCAGAAAGGGAGGCCUAGAAAACGAAAGAGUCCGGCAAUGGGGAUAGAUAUCGCCAGUUACAACUCAGCUUUGUGUUGUAACGAGAACGAAGCAGAUCAUCUGGACAGAGAUCAACAACCCUACCCUCCUUCCCAGAAGACCAAACGCAUGCGUACGUCCUUCAAGCACCACCAGCUCCGCACCAUGAAGUCUUACUUCGCCAUAAACCAUAACCCCGACGCCAAGGAUUUAAAACAACUGGCCCAGAAGACUGGGCUCACCAAAAGAGUUCUUCAGGUUUGGUUCCAAAACGCACGGGCCAAAUUCAGAAGGAACGUAUUGCGACAGGAGAAUGGGGGUGUUGAUAAGGCUGACGGAACCUCUCUCCCUCCGCCCUCUUCUGACAGCGGCGCUCUGACUCCGCCCAGCUCCGCCAGCACACUAACUGACCUGACCAAUCCCUCUAUCACUGUAGUGACACCCGUGACCUCUAGUUUGGACAGCCACGAAUCUGGGAGUCCCUCACAAACUACCUUGACAAACCUCUUCUAAGUCGGAUUUGUGUUU